This is a messenger RNA of Dicentrarchus labrax (European seabass), 1452 nucleotides long. It is a transcript of the gene catip, whose product is annotated as ciliogenesis associated TTC17 interacting protein. The transcript is spliced from 10 exons. NCBI's taxonomy places the organism in Eukaryota, Metazoa, Chordata, Actinopteri, Moronidae. The record is from RefSeq and is a predicted model, not a curated record. The coding region runs from base 212 to 1285 and encodes 357 amino acids. Gene Ontology annotation, biological process: actin filament polymerization; cilium organization.
CCAUCCUCCACCGCGUGAACAAUGAUGUAGCCCAGAAAGAAGGGUCCAGUCAGCCGGGUGCAUUAAAGCAGAUGCCUGAAGUGAGGUUCACUCUGAGGAAGAGACUUGUGUUACCACAUCGUAACUGAAGCUCAGUCAACAGAAAUCAUCAACGGAAGCGCGUAUUUUCACUACCGGGAGUAUCUGCCGUUAAAUAAAGGCAGCGUUAACGAUGGAAGCCCCGCUGGAAAACAAGACUCCUGCCGGUGCCUUAGAGGAUAUUGAAGGAGCCGGACACGGAGAAGAGCUGAAAACCUCUGAAGAAGCGAUCACAUUCAUGUCCAGCAUCGAGCCUGCAGAGCUGCAGAGGUGUGUGUUUCCAGACUCUCUGGUGACUGUGUCAGAGGGAGGCCGAGACCUGGGGAAGUUCAGUGUGACGGUGGAGUUUGCCCGGAGAGGCCAGCAGCCCUGUGUGCUGCUCCAUGCUCAGAGCCAGGGAGCCAUUGAUGACUCCCCCUGUGGAACAACAGUGACAGCCUACCUAACCACGGAGCUGGAGGUGCUGGAGGAAGAUUACCAUGAGUAUGUCAAGCUCGAGGGCCACAGUUUGGACAAGAGGUGUCACAUGGUGCAGCGUGACGGGCAGAUGGUGAUCGAUAGAGUUACCAUUGCAGGAGAGGACGUGACGAAGGAGAGCGUUUCCCAUCCCAUGUCUGUCCUAAGAGGGCUGGUAACUGAGGGUUCCAACCUGCUGCUGAUGCGCCUGAUCGCUCUUAAGAAGGAGGUGCCAGAACACAUGACUUUCAUCUCCCUCGACCAGGGAUUAAACAUUAUCCACACCACUUUUAGUGAGCUGGGUCUAAAGCAGCUGGAGAUUGGGGCUGAGACAGUGGAGGUGUUUGGAGUGGAGAGGACUGUUCACUCUGUGGAGGACAGUCCCACUUCCUGGCAGUGCUACUUCCUGGCUGAUGGGCACUUGGCCACCAGAAUGCAGGUAGGAUCACCGGUCACCAUGAGACUUCUGCAGCUGCCAUCACACCUGGAAAAAGGUUUUGAGAAGAUCCCCCUGGUCUGGGAAGAAGACAUGCAGAUGCGCUCCCAGUUCUUGGACAGAAAGGAGGAGCUGAAGGGGGAUCAUGCCUCCUACCUGAGACAGCAUCCAGAGAUCCGUGCCCUUAUAUCUGACUUCUUGCAGUUCUUGCUGCUAAGGAAACCAGAUGACAUCUUCCCGUUUGCCAGAGAGUACUUUCUCCCUUUUGCCUCCCACCGUCCUCCAGAGCCAAGCCUGAAAGCCCCCUCACUCUGAAAGCACACCAGAGGGAGGAACCAUGCUUAAAUCAGCCUUUUUUUUAAAUAACUUUCUGUUGUUGUUUAUCAGUUUAACUGGAGAUUAAAUUUUUAAUUUGUAUUUGGCUUGUUCUGUUUGUGUGAGUGACAGGUAAUUAGUAUAUGAAUAAAGUUGUUUGUUUCAAA